This is a messenger RNA of Pygocentrus nattereri (red-bellied piranha), 1650 nucleotides long. It is a transcript of the gene top6bl, whose product is annotated as DUF4554 domain-containing protein. Gene Ontology annotation, biological process: meiotic DNA double-strand break formation. The record is from RefSeq and is a predicted model, not a curated record. The coding region runs from base 1 to 1650 and encodes 549 amino acids. Lineage: Eukaryota; Metazoa; Chordata; Actinopteri; Characiformes; Serrasalmidae. The transcript has 15 exons.
AUGUUAUCUGAAUUACAACAGGUUAUUAGACUGGUGAUGUUUCUCUGCCGACAUGGUGUGUAUAAACAGAAUAAGGCUCAGAGUCGAGGAGGGCUACUGGUUCUUCUGUCUGCUCAGUCCGGUUUGCUGACUUGCAGACGACUGACAUACACUGUUGCAGCUGCUGGUCGGUGGUUUGUCAAAGUUGCCAGGAAAGGCAGAAUGACAGAGAUUGUAGAGAACCUUUCCUCUUUUAUCUCUCUCUGUGACUGUCCUUAUGAAGAAGAGCUCUGCAAGUUUUCAGACAACUUUGGGUCUUUACAUUUCGUCUGCUCGUUCCAGGUAGACCAGUAUAGCCAAGAUGUGGAGACUGAAACCGAGCGAUUUCUUCAGAGAGUCAGCCUGGUUAACUCACAGAUCACAAUUAUUUUCAAAAUGAAGAAUAAAGAAAACACCCACCAGCAAGAAUUCAGUAGACGUACAAAGUCAGUGAUGGAUCAUUUUAUUGCCAGAGACCCUACAUCAUAUGUCCAGAGUCCUUUCUCUGUAGGGUGUUUCCCUUCCUGUUGCCAGAUGCAUCUAGUUUUGGGGGAGAGACUCACUCUACUGCUUCCCUCUGGAGCUGUGGAGGCUGGGCUGUGUGGGGAGAUGAAUGUCACUAGCCUAGCAACUCUUGGACCCUGCAUGAACCAGUACCCCAACUGGCCGUCACGUCUCUCACACAUACGCGUGUUAGUGUACAGUCCCAGUGGCAUUCCAAUAAUACGAGCAGAGGGACAGACACAGCUGAGCUUCCUCCAGAGCCUGGCUGGCUCACUGUUCUGGGGAAAACUGGGUCUGGCUGGAGUCCGUUGUGCUGAUACACAUGCUGCACAGGGCUCCCUGUUCUAUGAGAUGGAGUUUUCUACAGAAGAUGAGCACAGUUCAGAAACAGCGCCUGUAUGUAGCCGAGUUGUGAGUGAAAGCAUGGAAUCAGAUGUUCGUACAGUGGAGCAAACCAUCACUCUUUUUCUGCUGAUGGAGUACAGUGACCCUUUUCAUUCUCAACUGUUCGAGUUUAUCACGAGUGAAGAGACUUUAGAGAGACAGUUGGACAGGGUGCUGUGGCACAAUGCGGAGAAAGUGAGAUCAGCUAUGCAGACUCUACUGGAAAACACCCUUAGGGUAUUCCUGAGCAGGAAAAAGUCCAGAGAGAAGCUGCAGUCUGCCAUGUCAGUGAUUGUGAGUUCACUGCAUAGUAUUGUGAGCAGCAGUAGCAGUGCAGAGUUUCGCUCUGCCUGUAUGAAUAGCAUGAAGGUACAGAACACCAAUGAUCUGACUACAUCACUGCAUCAAACUCUUCAGAGAGUCAUAGGUGGCCGCUUUGUUUCCAGCACCAGGUGUACUCCUAAAAAGGUAGUGGAGGCAGUUGUCUCUGAGCAGAAUGGCAGUGAGAGACUGGAACAGAGCCUGCCUGGCAAGAGGGCUUACAAAGAAACUAUGGAGUCUCCAGUUUCAAGCUCUAAGAGGUGGUGUUCAGAGACCAUUGAUAGGGGUAGUGAUUUUUCUGAGAGCAGUUGGGAAAGUGUGGACCCCCAGAUGACCCUUCUGUCCUCUGAAAUGGCCAUUUCAAGGUCGUCAUCCACCUCCCUAAAUAACAUUGACCUGAAAAACCAACAGGUGAGGAGCUAG